Grammomys surdaster is the source of this 1150-nucleotide messenger RNA. It is a transcript of the gene Rnase6, whose product is annotated as ribonuclease A family member k6. NCBI's taxonomy places the organism in Eukaryota, Metazoa, Chordata, Mammalia, Rodentia, Muridae. Gene Ontology annotation, molecular function: nucleic acid binding; RNA nuclease activity. Gene Ontology annotation, biological process: defense response to Gram-positive bacterium; defense response to Gram-negative bacterium; antimicrobial humoral immune response mediated by antimicrobial peptide. Bases 99 to 560 code for a protein of 153 amino acids. The record is from RefSeq and is a predicted model, not a curated record. The transcript has 2 exons.
GACUAGCUUGAAGAAGAGAAGCAAACAAAACAUUCUGAGCCUGGGACUGAUCAACUGCCCCUGUUCACAGUAGGAGUCCAACACAAACACCUGAAAACAUGGUGGUAGACCUUCCCAGGCACCUUCCUCUCCUAUUGUUGCUGGGGCUGUGGGAGCCGAUGUGUCUACUUUGCACUCAGCCUAAGGGUCUCUCCAAGGCGCACUGGUUUGAAAUUCAGCACAUACAGACAAGUCCUCAGCAAUGCAAUACAGCCAUGCGCGGCGUCAACAAUUAUACCCGACACUGUAAACAGAAAAACACCUUUCUGCAUGAAUCUUUCCAGAAUGUGGCUGCUACCUGCGGUUUGCGCAAUAUCACCUGCAAGAACGGUCGGAAGAACUGCCACGAGAGUGCAAAACCUGUCAAAAUGACUGACUGCUCACACACUGGAGCAGCCUAUCCUAACUGCUGCUACAGUAGUGCUGUACAAUACAAAUUCUUCAUUGUGGCCUGUGAACACCCAAAGAAGGCGGACCCUCCCUACCGAUUGGUGCCUGUGCACUUAGAUAAGAUUGUGUAAGGCUAGGUCUUUUCCUCUGUUUGACACAGGUUCUCUUACAGUUUAUUCAACUUUGCCUUUUGUUCCCACAGAAACGAGAAGAUGCUGGAAGAAUUAAGAUGCCUAAGCUAUCAAAAUGGGGUAAAAAAAUAAGAGUGCAUGGGUAGCUCAAUAAAUGAGCACUUGCUUAGUGCACAGUGGUCCCUGGGUUCAAUCAUCAUACCACCCCCCACCAAAAAAAAAAGAAAGAAAGAGAGAAAGAAAGAAAGAAAGAAAGAAAGAAAGGAAGGAAGGAAGGAAGGAAGGAAGGAAGGAAGGAAAAGAUUAUUUUCUGCUCAGGGGUUACCUUUGUUAAGGAGGAAUAUAAGAAAAGUAUAAAGAAGGUCCAAGAUGCUGAACAAUUUAUCCUGCAAUUUUUUGGGUCAAGCUUUAUUGUACUAUGCUCAUAGGAAAAAAAAUCUUUUUUGAUAUAAUGAGUGUGAAUUUUUGCUGGGUUGUUUGUUUGCUUGUUUGUUGUUUUAACAGGGUCUGAUUUGGUCAGGGUGGGCUCAACACCACUAUGUAGCGAAGAAUGGUUAUCAAUUCAUAUUAAACCCUGCUGCCUUCUCUUA